Molecule: messenger RNA, 5313 nt
Organism: Anastrepha ludens (Mexican fruit fly)
Lineage: Eukaryota; Metazoa; Arthropoda; Insecta; Diptera; Tephritidae
Gene: grn
Product: GATA-binding factor C
Exons: 9
Coding region: 1556-3769 (737 amino acids)
Biological process (GO): positive regulation of transcription by RNA polymerase II; cell fate commitment; negative regulation of transcription by RNA polymerase II
Molecular function (GO): zinc ion binding; DNA-binding transcription factor activity, RNA polymerase II-specific; RNA polymerase II cis-regulatory region sequence-specific DNA binding
Source: RefSeq, a predicted model, not a curated record
GUGUUUACUAGUGUAUUGUUAGCGUGUAUGUGGCGUUAAAAAUUUCAGCGAUUUGCGUCGUCGAGUUCGUGCGUGAGUGCGUGCGUUUUACACGAUUUCAUCGAACGCGUGCAUUACCAUUAGCCAGUAAAGCGGCUAAAAGCUUUUAUUCAUUCAUUGUACAGUGAUCCCGCGCACAGCAGCUGCUUGGCACACGUGUGUACUCACGAUAAACAAAGCUUGGCUGGUGACAACUGGUAAUUCCAUUUAGCCAAAUGCGUCGGCAGAAAUUCCAAUUUGCCUGCAAAGCCAACGACGGUAUUUUUGCCGCCACGAAUUUGUUCGAUUUGUUGUAGGUAACAAAAGAUCGCGUUUAGCCCCGGCAAGUGUUACGCUACGCUGCGUACAUUGGCGCAUAGAAUCCAAUCCAUUGAACUCAAAAGAGUUUUCGCGUUUGACUUUUCUUGAUUUUUUUUUUUCGAUUUCGGAGUAUGCUGCACAAGUGUAAGUGCGAAUGUGUGCAUGUGUAGGUGUAUUUGCGCGCGCACCGCUGAAAAAGUUUAUCUGCGCUGAGUUUACGGUAUUUUUGGACAUAAUUGCACCGGAUACGGACACAAGCUUACAGCGAGGCGACAAAAGCGCAUAUCUAAUAUCGGGCGCGAAGUACCUCAACGCCUAAACAGUGAAUACGAAAAGUGAGAUUUCUAUCGGAAAUGCGCCAAUAGUAAACGCAUCAAGAAAAACAAGAAGAAAUGUAAAAAAUUCCAAGACAAAAAUUACAAAUUUCAAAUACAAAAUAAAAGCGAAUAUUUGCAGUUCGUGCAGUGACAAAGUAGCCCACAAAAAGCUGAGAAAUAUGCAAAUUUAAUAAAUAGCAGCAUAAGCCAAGAAGCGGAAAAUACAAAAAAAGUGCAUGAAAAGAAAAGUGUGCGAAAAUUCUGAAAAAAUGCGGUUGAACAGGUGCGAACGUGCAAGCAGUGCUGGAGAAAAGAAAGUACCCUAAAAUAAUAUUUGAUUCAGAAAACUGCUAACUACAGUGCAGAAAAAAGCAAAUCAGUGUGAUUGAGCAGCUAACAGUAACAGUGGAAAUUAAACAGAAGUUUAACCGAAAAUUUGUGAGUGGACUUUUUGCGGUGAAAGAAAUGCGAAAAUACAUGGAAAAUUAAGUGAGGCGUCGAAUGCUGAAUUAAUGCUUGUUUUAUGCUUCUGAAGACAAAAAUCAAUCAAUAAACAAUUAAUGCAUAACAAGGCAAAUAAACGGCAGUUUUCGGUGGAAAAGCAAAUAAAUUAAAUGAAGCAUUAAAUACAUAAACAAAGGGAAAGAAACAAAAAAGGCAAAAAAACGAAAUGAACGAAAAUGAAAAUAACUGCAGUACUUAAAUAUCGAAUUGUGAAAAAAAGUGAAUAAAAAUCGAUAAUAAAUAUUUUAUUGUGUGAUAGCGCCAAUUGAAAGCACCACAAGAAACACUCGUCGGCAGAAAAACGAAUUGCAAAUCCGCACAACAACAACAUAAUACAUACAUUAAUUUUUCACCGCCCUCGUUGUUCAUAAAAAACCUUCAAGAUUAUUCUCGAAAUGGAUAUGACUUCAACAGCGGAAGCUGCCGCCCGCAGCUGGUAUGAUAAUCCGCGUUUGGGCAGCUCUCCGCAAGCGAAUGGCCUGGGCGGCGCCGGCUUGGGACAUCACGCCCUCACAGCGGCUGGCACCACAGCGAUGGGCGGCGGCGCUGGCCUAGGCGGCGGCGGUGGUGGCGGCGGUGGCGGUCUUGGCGGCUUGGACAGCACCGAUAUGAGCGCCUUCUAUGCGCUGGAGAGCAAUGGCCAUCACAGACGCUACUAUCCGAGCUAUCAUCAGCACACAUCCCGUAUGCCAUCGUCCCAUACAUCACCGCAAGUGUGUCGGCCGCACUUUCAUCCGCCCCUCGGUUCGUGGCUUACCAGCGAGCAUAAAUCAUUCGCGCCCGCCAGCCCAUGGGGCAGUCCGUUUGCAUGCCCUCAAGAUCCGCAAGUGGACCAUAAAGUCGGCCAAAUUGGCCAAAGCCAUCAGACGACGGCGGGCCAACAUUCGUUUCCGUUCCCACCGACACCGCCAAAGGAUUCCACACCCGACUCAGUACAAACCGGUCCCUCAGAGUAUCAGGCCGUUGUGAACGCGUUCAUGCAUCAGGCGCAAUCGACUGGCACUACCUCAAUAGCGGACGCGAGUUGCGCGUUGGACAUCAAGCCUGCCAUACAGAACGGCGUUGGCGGCCUGACGCACAAUGGCAGCCAACAGUCGUCGUCGGCACCAAAGCAGCGUGAAGGUACCAACAACAAUAACAGUAAUAAUAAUAAUAACACAAAUAAUAACAACAACAACACAGCGAACAGCAGUAGUUCGCAUAAUAAUAACAACAACAGCAAUAACAACAAUUCCGCCUCAUCUGCAAAUAGCGGUAGUCACAACGUGCAUACGCACACCUCCAGCGCCAAUACCGUCUCCGCCCUUAACGGUUCGAGCCUCUUCGAUGGCACCGCACAAGCGCACUACGCCAACAGUCUGGGCAAUAGCAGUAGUAGCAGUGGCGGUCUCGGUGUCGGUGUCGGUCUCGGCGGCAAUGGCCUCACAGCCAAUACAUCGCUCGGCAGUGCGGGUGGUAGUGCGAGCGCAAUGGGUGGCUAUGAUGGCAGUUAUGCGUCGUAUGCGGCGCAUCACCACCUGGCCAACACUUCGGCGGCGGUAGCACAUCAUCAGGCAGCUGCUGCAGCGGCGGCGGGUAUGUUUCAAAGUUCCUCAAUGGCAGCGGCGGCUGCAGCGCGGCAUAGCAUGUCGGGCGGUCAUCAUUCGCACCAUCACAUGAUGGGUGGUGCGUCGACGGGUGCGGGCCUUGGUGCGGCGUCGGGUCUGGGGCAAGGCCAUGGUGGUAUAGGUGGUGGUAGCGGCGGCGGCGGCGGCGGUGGCGCUGGCCUAGGUGGUCUGAGCGGUGGCAGUAUGGGUGGCAAUAUGUCGGGUAAUCAUAUCCAUGGGCAUGGUCAUAGUCACAGUCACACGCACGGGCAUGCGCACAGUCAUAGUCAGGAUGUGAAGCCGGCGCGAACGAAACCAAGGACCAGUGCUGAGGGUCGCGAAUGCGUCAACUGCGGUGCUACAUCGACGCCACUGUGGCGACGCGAUGGCACCGGCCACUAUUUGUGCAAUGCCUGUGGACUGUAUUAUAAAAUGAACGGCCAAAAUCGUCCACUAAUCAAACCAAAGCGAAGACUGACACUGCAGUCACUGCAAAGUGCCGCGAAGCGAGCGGGGACAUCGUGUGCGAAUUGCAAAACCACAACGACAACCCUUUGGCGGCGGAACGCCAGCGGUGAGCCAGUGUGUAAUGCUUGCGGGCUCUACUACAAGUUGCAUAAUGUCAAUCGUCCGCUCACUAUGAAGAAGGAGGGCAUUCAAACGCGAAAUCGCAAACUAUCCUCCAAGUCGAAGAAGAAGAAGGGACUGGGUGGUGCUUGUUUACCCAUUGGCAGUCAUUUGGGUAUGGGAGAUUUCAAGCCACUCGAUCCCUCAAAGGGCUUCGGCGGCGGUUUUCCAGCAUCGAUGGCCCAACAUGGCCAUCUUUCCAGUGGUUUACAUCCCGCACAUGCGCACAUGCACGGCGGCUGGUACACCGGCGGCAUGGGCGCCUUGGGUGCUUCUAGUGGCCUGCAGAGUGGCUUCUCGACGGCGGGUUCGCUGGGUGGCGGUGUGGUGCCACAUUCGCAGCCAUAUCAUCUCGGUUUGGGUUCGAUGGGCACUUGGCGUACUGAUUAUACGUGAUGGAGCGGGAACAAUUUGAAUAAUAAUUUAUUCAAUUGAAAGUAAACAAGGCGAAGACUUCGCAAAAACCAAAACUAAGCAAUAAACACGCAAGCAAAGCGUUUAAUGCAAGCAAACAAACAAUAAGAGAAGAAUACCAGUGAACCAAAAAUGUCAAUAAGAAAAAGAAAUGAAGUACAUGAAAGACAAAAUGCAAGACCUAAAAUAACGACAUAAAAACCGUAACUGAACGCCUACGCCUACCAUAAAAUUUGCAUUAAACAAAUACUACGAAAACUGUUCACACACAACAUAGAAUUUAGUGCAACUACAACUACAACAAUUUGCCUGGAAAAUCAACUACCACAAUAAUAGCAACAAAAUGUAGGCAGAGCACAUUACACAGCAAACAAAAAUGUAACAACAACAGCAGGCAAAUAACAAUUUUUUUUUUUUGCAAUAUUCCGCUAUUCAUCACAACUCCUCUCUUCGGCUCUCAGCAGCAUCGUAAAGCGGUAUGGUACUGGUAAGUAAUGCUGGGAUUAUCCCGUCGUCGCCAAUGUUAAUGAAUGCAGCCCAAAAAUGAAGUUCAAGUGGCAUGCAUCAUCAUUAGUGCAUAACAUCAAACAUACAAACAAAAGAACCCCCAAAGGAGCGCACAAAGUGCAUACCAAAAUAGACAAAUACCAACUACCAGAACCUGUCUACUGCCAGGAUUUACUCAAUCGUGCGUGGAAUUGUGACGAUGCACGUUCGGUUAACCAAGAAACCGAAAGAAAUCAAGAAAAUAACGAAGAAAUAGCAAAUAGAAACUCAAAUUCGGCUCAGCAACUAACCAACCAACCGCUGUACGUCACGCUGCACUUACAUUAAUCUACACUCAGGCAACAACAGUUAAGCCUAGUUAAUGACUCUCAACUUCAUUGUCUCGUACAUUACCUUUUCGAGUGUUUUGCAUUCAACGAACGAUUAUACGAACGGCUAAGCCACUGAGCGCCUGAGCUACUGUUUAAACCACAGCGCUGCGGCUUAGCCAAAGGAUUAAGUGAAGCGGGGAAGCAGCAUAGAUAUGCAUGGUGCGAGGCGGCGUUUGUGAGUCACUGGCAAGUGCUGCUUGGCGCCAGCUGAGUGAGCGCUAGGCACAAAAGGCUGCUCUUGAAUUUAACAGAUUUAUUUAGGAGUAUUUGUGUGCAUGCAGAGUUGUAGGGGAAAUAUGGAAAUAUCUGCAUAGGUGACUGUGUGUAUGUAAGUUAGCGCUGGGUUGAAAAGUGACUGCCAAGAAUUGUUGUAAGUUAUUUUUGCAGUAAGAUUUACAGUGAAAUGUUAAUUUUUGAUCAACUUUUUUCUCACUUAUUUUACAAUAUUAUAUUUGUAUAUGUGCAUAUGUACUCGUAUGUAUAAUAUAUAUUGUUCAGAAACGAAAUGUCAAAUUUCCAGCAAGAAAUAGUGGCAUAGUAUGGGAAUUUUUUUUAGCUAUUUUGGAUUGCGUGCAAUUCUUAUUUAUUUGUGUAGCUACUUUUUUUUAUUGCUCAUAAUAAUUUUACUGCUCCGGAAAUAUUAUUCAA